This is a messenger RNA of Engraulis encrasicolus (European anchovy), 5022 nucleotides long. It is a transcript of the gene b4galnt3b, whose product is annotated as beta-1,4-N-acetyl-galactosaminyl transferase 3b. The transcript is spliced from 21 exons. Lineage: Eukaryota; Metazoa; Chordata; Actinopteri; Clupeiformes; Engraulidae. The record is from RefSeq and is a predicted model, not a curated record. Gene Ontology annotation, cellular component: Golgi cisterna membrane. The coding region runs from base 272 to 4531 and encodes 1419 amino acids. Gene Ontology annotation, molecular function: acetylgalactosaminyltransferase activity.
AGGCGCGGCCGCUUGGGAAGUAUCUAUGUCGGUCUCACCCCUCGACUGGCGCGGGUCCUCUAUUUUAAACAGGGAACGUCCGAGACGAGGAUAGAGGAUCGGCAUGCAGUUCAUAUUAAAAUGGUCGCCGCCACUUGAGACUUUCUGAGAUAGCUAAUAGAUGUGGCUGUGUUCUCGUGGGGGGAAAAACAUUGCGCUCCGGUCUCGUCUCAUAGGGGUCAUAUGCGCUGGAUGAUCAGGAUAGGAUAGUCCAGAAGAAGGAGAGCUGGAAAUGUGGAAGUCGUUUGUCCCCGCGCGCAAGCUUCUGCGUAGCGGGAAGUACCUGUUGCUGGCGCUGGGUCUCUUCUGUGCCCUUGGAGCUUACCUGCAGUUAACAGCUAGUGAUGACUUGGAUCUGAUCCAACCCAAUAUCCCAAUUGACACACUGAGGGUAAGAGUUCCAGCGCGAAGAGAGCCUCUGCGAGCGCGUAGUUUAGAUUCUGAGGCAGAGGAUUCCUGGAGAACACACACUGUUCCAGCAUGGAGCGAACAGUAUAAAGGCCAAGCCAACCUGCACAUCUUUGAGGAUUGGUGCGGGAGCUCUGUCGGACAGCUCAGAAAAAACCUCCAUUACCCCCUAUACCCUCACUCACGCUCCACUGUGUCUAAGCUGGCCAUCUCUCCCAGAUGGACAGACUACGGCCUGAGGAUCUUUGGUUACCUCCAUCCAUACACAGAUGGCGAGUUUGUGUUUGCAGUCGGUUCUGAUGACAACUGUGAAUUCUGGCUGAGCUCGGACGAGUCUCCCAACAAUGUACAACUGCUUGCAGCCGUGGGGAAGAUAGGGAAAGAAUGGACUGCCCCAGGGGAAUUUGGAAAAUACGCCAGUCAAGUUUCUGAGCCAGUCCCACUUCUAAUGAAGCAUAGGUAUUUCUUCGAGCUCAUCCACAAGCAGGAUGAUAAGGGGACGGAUCACGUGGAGGUUGCGUGGCGGCCGAAUAAGGCUGAAUCGCAGUUUACAGUUGUUGACUCCCAGCACAUCUCCCUCUACACCAAUGAGUCUUCUCUGAAGAUGAGUGAUGUGUCACACAUUCCCCAAACUGUAGCCAGCCAUGUAACUCCGCCCACUAGCAGACCUCAGGCCCCGCCCCAUGUAGCUGACAUGCUGCAAGAUGACCUCAGGGACACAUUCCACCAGCUACCCCUGAUAGACCCCUUAGAGCUGACGCGUAUCCUUCCUGACUGUGCCUACAAGCCCAGCUACACCAUCAAAGGGUUCCCUCUGUCCCGCUACCAGGGGCUGCAGUUCGUCCACCUUACCUACGUCUUCCCCAAUGAUUUCACAAGGCUCACACACAUGGAAGACGGAAAUAAGUGCUUCUACAGCCGAGUCUAUCACCCCAGCCUGGGAUUUGCCUGGAACAUGGACCUGGAUGGGGUUGUUAGUGAGAACAGUUACAUCAAACCUACAGAGGAUGUCAGGCAGUCAUUGCGUGAGAGAGAGAAGAAGCUAGAAAAGCAACAAAACGAGAUACCUGACUAUGGAGAUGAUUAUGAUGACUACGCGCACCAUCGCCAGCGUAAGCUCUUUGCUCUCGAGAACAUGCUCCCACAGGAAGACCCAGCAGACGACCUUCCCAAGCAGCUAUCAUACAGAGCACGUAGGAACGGACCAGUCCAGCUGAAAAAUCCACCAGAGCGUAUAAGGAAUGGCGUCAGGGAGGAGCAGAACUUGCAAAGAAAAGGUGGGAACCCGCAGGAACAGGAACCUCAGGUAAUGCAGAAGGAACCAGUUAGAACUCAGAGACGGAACCAGAGGAAUCACCCUGAUAACAUAGAGUACAGGCAUGCACCUAAAAAAGACUUGCAUAAUCAAAACGAUGCCCAAGAAUUACUGAAGGUGGCGAUGCAGAAAAACCUUACUAAAGAGUCUCAGGGUGUCUUAGUUCACCAGAAACCUAGAAAGAAACGGAAAAGAAAGAAGAAGACGCUGGAAGAAGAACACAACAGAGGAGCACCAGGAGAGCAGAACAUUCCCAACGAGGUCCAGAAACGGUCCAGAACUCACUUAGAAGAGCCUGUUCCAGCUGUGCCUUUGAAAAGCGCACUACAGCUGAAUGCAGUGCCGUUGAAGAGGUCAAAUGGAACCCAGAACCAGCAGGGCCAUUUAAAAGAGGAUCGAGAUACUGCAGCACACAAUAUGUCUAAUAGAACCCAAAUAAAAAAUCUUUUAAAAUCACUGAAGCUAGCUGAAGCAGAACGUCUUGAACACAAGGAGGUUGAUCCUGCAAUUAGAGAAGAGGCUCCAUUUAAAUAUGAACUUGGUCAAUACAGAGGACAUGAAGAGCCAGCUAGGGAAGCUCAUCUACCAAACCGAGAAGAAAAGGCACUACAAAAAGAACCGGAUCAACCAAUCAGGGACGUGAAGGCACCCCACCAAGAUCUCGAUCAACCAAUCGUAGCUCAACCCAGAGACACUCACCUUUCAAUUGAAAAAAUCCACGUGCGACCUCACAAUGCUCACAUGCCAGUUGCAAGAGCACAGGCACCACCCGAAAAGGCACAAUUCCCAGUCACAAGAGAACAGAUACAGGACAAAAAGCCAGAUCUGCCAAAUCGAGAGGACCAGGAUCUGUCAAAGAGGGAUCAUCAGUUCAAUCGUGACGUGAAGGCACAACACAAGGACAUUGGGUUUCGGGUCGGUGAUGCACAGAACCAGAUCAACGAAGCACAGGGUCCGGUUAUAGAGAGGUCGAAUUUGCGUCAAGAGAAGUCACGACCACUAAAAGAAAGGCCACUUUAUCAAAACGAGAAUAUUCUCCAUCAAAAUUCGCAACCUGAUGAACCAGAGAACGUGCUCAAGCCAACAAUGAAGCCCAACUCCGUGAGAGAACUGGGUCAGCCCAAGGUCAGAGAACAGGGCCAGGUCAAGGUCAAAGACAAGGCGUGGGAACAGAACAACAAGUGGGAGGAGCCUCAGAUGGAGCAGGACGUGGUAAAGGAGCCAAACAUGGCAUCAAAAACAGGCCACAAGGACAACUAUGACCUGGGCAGGAACAAAGACAAACUCUACAUGGACAAAACACGCAAAAAAUCACCACUGUUGGUUGACCACGAUAUACCCAAUGAUGUUGGUGAACCCAGGAAGGGUGAGGAGUCUCGGAUGAAAGAGGAAGUAAGAAAUGAGCUCAACAGGGCAUCAAAGACAGGCCACAAGGACAAGAACAAUGACCUUGCCAGGAACAAAGACAAACUCUACAUGGACAAAGCACACGAUGGUAUACCUAAUGUUGGUGAACCCUGGAGGGACGAUCAUUUCCAGAUGGCCCAUUCACUUGUCACUGGCAACAGCAUCCACGGCAGGAGAGAGGAGGAGGACGAGGACGGGAGGGCAGAUGCACGUGACACAGACACCAGAGAUAAAGGUACCAAUGGAGAGCAGGAAGCGGAGGAUGACUGGGAGGACUGGCAGUCGAACUGGGAGUACGGCGAGCAGGAGGAGGUGCUCUUCGACCAGGAAGUGAACUGGGCACAGACCUUCCAUCUGAAGCCCGUCGACCUGCACAAGAUGCGCAACGAUUGGCUGGACCUGAACUGCAACGUGUCGGGCAACCUGCUGCUAGACCAAUCAGAGGCGCUGGUGGUCGUCCGGGCCUUCAUGGAGGAACUCAACAGGAAGAGGCCGAGGCAAUACACUCUUGUGAACGUGGUGAACGUUGAGAAGCGGGAGGAUGUGAUGAUGGGAAAUCGUUAUCUGCUGGAGCUGGAGCUGUUGAAUGCUCAGGGUCGCCAGGUGCGCGUGUCACAAUACGUCUACUACCUGCCCCGUAACCACGGAUACACAAAAAGUCGCAAGAGGCCGUUGCUAUGCAACCCAGUUGGCUUCCAGUGGAAUCCCGCGGCCAUGGUCCAUUUCAUUGUUCCAGUGAAGAACCAGGCUCGCUGGGUCCAGCAGUUCAUCUCGGAUAUGGAGGAGCUGUACCGGGUCAGUGGAGACCAAAACUUCAACAUCAUCAUCACGGACUUCGAGAGCACGGACAUGGACAUCCUCAAGAGCCUGCAGAAUGCCACGUUGCCAAACUAUCAGUACUUGAAACUGGAUGGGAACUUUGAACGAGCUGCUGGACUACAGGCCGGAAUAGAUCUCAUCAAAGAUGAGCACAGCAUUGUGUUCCUGUGUGACCUGCAUAUCCACUUCCCCGCGGGCUUCGUGGAGAGUGUAAGGAAACACUGUGUGGAGGGCAAGAUGGCUUACGCCCCCGUAGUCAUGAGGCUCAACUGUGGAGCCACACCCCAGGAACCAGACGGCUAUUGGGAGGUGAAUGGCUUCGGACUGCUAGGCAUCUACAAGUCUGACCUAGUCACUGCUGGGGGAAUGAACACUGAGGAAUUCACCAACCGAUGGGGAGGAGAAGACUGGGAGCUGCUGGACAGGAUCCUGCAGGCGGGGCUGGAGGUGGAGCGUCUGCAUCUGCGCCACUUCCUGCAUCACUACCACUCCAAGCGCGGCAUGUGGAACCGACAGAUGCUUAGGACCAGCAAACCAUGGUGAUGACCAUGACGGCGUAACCAUGGCUACUACGGCACUUUACAUACUGUACUCGACCUGUCGCAUAUGACAUGUCUGCCUGCUCUGCUCGAAGGUCAGCAGGAAGGCUGUCUGGGGUUAACUGCCAUUCCAACACUCUGGACAACCUCUCUGCUCUGCCGGCUGUUCGACAGUCUCAGGAGUUCAAUCAAGAUGAAGGGCUCAAUAUUUCGUAUCCUGUCUGGGAUGGAUUCAUCAUCCUGUUAUGGGAUGCCAGGCCUGGGAUACUGCGUCUGGGAUACUGCGACUUAGUGGCGUGGUGUCGUAUGACUUUCUACUGUGAACUCUGAGAAAUACUUGGGAGAAAUAUACUAUGUGAACAUUCAGUCCAUGUUUUUAGUUUUGAGUCAUUUUAGCUUUUUUUUAUUUAUUGUGUUUUUUUAAGAGUGUAUUUGAAUGAAUUGAAUCUCCUCUGGAUUACAUAGACAUGGACCUAUUCGCGCGCACACACAAAC